AUGAGUAGCCGACAAAACUCAGCAAACGAACUUCCAAAACUAUGUGAACGAGCAACUGAUAUUGCAAAUCGGGCCGUUAAUGAGGAUAAAAUAGGAAAUAAAGAAAAGGCUUUAGAGUUAUAUACAAAGGCUGCAGAGAUUUUCUUGAAGGCUAUUAAAGCAUCUUCGUACAAACUUACACAAAAAGAAAUUGACAUACUUAAACGUACAUCCCAUAUUAAUGGAAAAUCUUAUCUGCCAUGGCUGGAUGCAGAUUUAAAAGAAGAAUUUAAAUAUGAAAAACCAUUUUUGUAUGGGUCCAGACUGUAUCCAGACGGUACAUUACCUUUAUCGGAUAAACAAAUGGCUAACUUUGGAGCAUGGAAGCGACCAUGCCAAAUUAUGUCCAAUCCGAAAAUGAUCGUUAUGAUCUCCAGUUCUGCUAUUAAACAGGACAUUGUUACUGAUUGUUCAUUUGUCGCGUCUUUGUGCGCCAGUGCUGCACAUGAGCGAAAAUUCCAUAAAAAGGUCAAUGUUGUUAUUGAUGACCUGUUUCCAGUAUCUCGGGAUGGAACUCUAAUGUGUACCUUCUCUACAAACAAAGAUGAACUAUGGCCUAGCAUUAUUGAAAAGGCUUAUAUGAAAUUGAUGGGUGGAUAUAAUUUCCCAGGAUCAAAUUCCGGGAUUGAUCUACACACACUUACUGGGUGGAUCCCUGAGCUUAUUUUUAUUGAAGAAGAUGAUUUCGAUAAAGAGCACACAUGGAAACGAUUAUUGGGUAGUCAUGAAUGUGGCGAUGUCUUAGUAACUAUUUCCACAGGCGACGAUGAAGCUGAUGAUGUCGGUCUCGUUCCAACACAUGCAUACGCAGUGUUAGAUGCCCGGGAGAUUAAUGGUUUGCAAUUAUUGCAGGUUAAAAAUCCUUGGAGUAUGAAAAGAUGGACGGGACCAUAUAGCCAUUUAGAUGAAAUUAAUUGGACACCUGAGCUAAUGUCUUUGUCAAAGUAUGAUCGUUUACAAGCAAUUCACAAUGAUGACGAUUCUUUAGUGCUUAAGGAUGCAUUAAAUCUCGAAUAUAAUCCACAGUUCUGCUUAGAAAUAAAAAAUGAUACAGAGAAGGUUUCAGAAACUCGUAUCUUAUUAUCUAAACAUAUUAUGACCACUGGGGAGAACAGGGAUUAUAUUACUCUUCAUUUAUAUAAUAAUUCUGAUGGAAAAAAGGUUUAUUACCCAGAUGAUCCUUGUAAUAUG
Messenger RNA from Racocetra persica, 1230 nucleotides. Lineage: Eukaryota; Fungi; Glomeromycota; Glomeromycetes; Diversisporales; Gigasporaceae. The record is from the annotation of a GenBank genome assembly.